Messenger RNA from Miniopterus natalensis, 1435 nucleotides. The record is from RefSeq and is a predicted model, not a curated record. NCBI's taxonomy places the organism in Eukaryota, Metazoa, Chordata, Mammalia, Chiroptera, Miniopteridae.
GGCAGCACCGGAGCCUGGCGACAGAGCCAGGCUGAGCUGGCACCCACGACCCCCCUUCCCUGCUAUGAUGGCCCAUCAGUAGCAGGUUACAGAACCCCCGGGGGCAUGUGGGCAGAGCUAGCGGCAGCCAGGUGCGUAGAGCCACAAGAGCUCUAGGGCACUCUGGGGGCAGUUCUGCCUGCUGCGCUCUCUGGUGCCGCGGGAAUGCCCAACUGCCGGGCGAGCUGGUAAGGACAAGAACGUUCCCUUUUGGCCCGACUCUGCUGUAUCCAUGGCGCUGCUGGCCAGUCUGGUGCUCCUGUGCUGCUUGGCACUUCUGGCGCUGCCAGCCCAGAGCUGCGGGCCGGGCCGGGGGCCGGUUGGCCGGCGCCGCUAUGUGCGCAAGCAGCUUGUGCCGCUGCUCUACAAGCAAUUUGUGCCCAGCGUGCCCGAACGGACUCUGGGCGCCAGUGGGCCGGCCGAGGGGAGGGUUGUAAGGGGCUCAGAGCGCUUCCGGGACCUGGUGCCUAACUACAAUCCUGACAUCAUCUUCAAAGAUGAGGAGAACAGUGGCGCAGACCGCCUGAUGACCGAGCGCUGUAAGGAGCGGGUGAACGCGCUGGCCAUCGCCGUGAUGAACAUGUGGCCCGGGGUGCGCCUACGGGUGACCGAGGGCUGGGACGAAGACGGCCACCACGCCCAGGACUCCCUCCACUACGAAGGCCGCGCCCUGGACAUCACCACGUCCGACCGCGACCGCAAUAAGUAUGGGUUGCUGGCGCGCCUGGCAGUGGAAGCUGGCUUCGACUGGGUCUACUACGAGUCCCGCAACCACGUCCACGUGUCGGUCAAAGCCGAUAAUUCACUGGCGGUCAGGGCAGGCGGCUGCUUUCCGGGAAAUGCCACCGUGCGCCUGCGGAGUGGCGAGCGGAAGGGGCUGCGGGAACUGCACCGCGGGGAUUGGGUGCUGGCGGCGGACUCCGCAGGCCGCGUGGUGCCCACGCCGGUGCUGCUCUUCCUGGACCGGGACUUGCAGCGCCGGGCCUCUUUCGUGGCAGUGGAGACCGAGCGGCCCCCGCGCAAGCUGUUGCUCACACCCUGGCACCUGGUGUUCGCGGCUCGAGGGCCCGCGCCCGCGCCGGCGGACUUUGCACCGGUGUUCGCGCGCCGGGGCGUGUUCGCGCCGCUUACGGCGCAUGGGACGCUGCUGGUCAACGACGUCCUGGCCUCAUGCUACGCGGUUCUGGAGAGUCACCAGUGGGCGCACCGGGCCUUUGCUCCUUUGCGCCUGCUGCACGCGCUGGGGGCUCUGCUGCCCGGAGGGGCGGUGCAGCCGACGGGCAUGCAUUGGUACUCCAGGUUCCUCUAUCGGCUGGCGGAGGAGCUGCUGGGCUGAGCACUCUGAGCCUAGUAACCUCGAGGAGCCCGCCGAAAAGAGGGCUUGGGGGCUGAGAUC